This is a messenger RNA of Metopolophium dirhodum (rose-grain aphid), 4127 nucleotides long. RefSeq lists its product as uncharacterized. The record is from RefSeq and is a predicted model, not a curated record. Bases 63 to 518 code for a protein of 151 amino acids. The transcript is spliced from 4 exons. Lineage: Eukaryota; Metazoa; Arthropoda; Insecta; Hemiptera; Aphididae.
GCCGACGAGUCGUGCGUGUGCACGUGCGAUUACCGGCAGUGACAUCCGAAUACUCAGACACUAUGCGCCACCGGUUCGUCUUAUCCAUGCUGCUCUUGCUGCCGGCCGUCCGGGCCGCGGUUGGUGCGAAAAACGGACCUGAAAUUCGACCAAAAAACGAUGACGACGCAUUAAUCAAUAGCCUGGAGGAUGUGGACCUCAGUUGCGACGGAGGUAGAUGCGAACCAGACGGACAAGACGUCGUCCCGUCGUCGAGUUGGACAACCACCAAGAAACCAAAUAUUUUUCAACUGACCAAUAAAUCGUGUCCCGGAUUCGAACUACCCCCGAUUUUCCCUCGGCAGAAAUGUGACACUGAUAGAGACUGCUGGCCAAGGAUAUGUUGUGGAUAUGGUGGACUCAACGGUCAGAAAUAUUGUCGAAUUCCUUUGCCAAGUUGGCGAAAUGAUUUAAUGAAGACCAUUACAAAAAUUUUAGUACCUACUCGACUAAUACUGCCAGAAGUUCAACCGCAGUAAAAGGGACACGAGAAAAGCACUGUUUAUAUUACUGCACUUUGACAUUACACCAAUCAGAUACAAAAAUAUCAAGUGUUAUAUUAUACUUCUUAAAUUUCAAAAUACAUUAUUCAUUUUGACUUGUUGUUAUAAAAUAAAUUAAAUUUAUUGCAAAAAUAAAUUGUAUUUUUACAUACAUUUUUAUAAAAUAUACCUUAACAACGAUGAAAGAUAUUAAAUGUCUUGAUAUAUUAUCAAUGCUUUAACUUAAAUAAUUACAUUUUUAAAUAUGUGAUUUAUUCUUUUUUAUAAUUUCAAAGAGUAUAUUGCUCACUUAGUUGGGAAUUUAAAAAAAUGUAAACCUAAUUGAAGGACGAGAUGGAUAUAGUGCACAAAUGUUCAUAAAAAUUUAAUAAUUAUAAAGAACUUCUUGACCAAACCUUGACUGAAAGCCUAAAAAAAAAAUACAAAUGAAAUAUUUACACAAUAUUAUACAUGCAAGUAAUAAUUACUAAUUACUAAAAUGUCGUUUAAUUAUCAAGCGACAUUUUAUUUUAAAAAAUAAUUAAAAAAAUAUUACAUUUUCUAAAUCGUGUACUUAAAAUUUCUCAACUAUAUCAAUGAAAAUAAAAUGAAUAAAAACUGAGUAAUAAGUACUUACAAUAAAUUAGUCGGUAUUGUAAUAUUCUCUCAUGCUGUAUAAUACCUGUUAUAAAUGGAGUGCUGCAUUAGACCGUUAGAACUUUGAUACUAAUUACAUUUCUAUACAAACGAUAACUGAGUAACGGCAUUUACCCACUAUUAAAUCCAAUUUAAAUUAAAUAAAGCUCUAUUUCCAUUUUCAAACUUUGACAUAAAGUUUAUUAUGAAUCCAUAUUUUCGAAAAGCACUGCACCUGAGUAUACCUAGGUAUAUGAUAUUUAAGAAACAUCAAAGACAUUAUUAUAAAUUAUUAUUUAUUACAAUUUAACCCAGGAAAUGUAAAACUUUGAACAGAUGCGAUAAUAUUUCUAAAACACUUAUUAUUUUAAGUAUCCAUAAUAUUUCUCCCAGUAACCAGAAACAAUAUAUAAAAAUAAUGAACUAAUAUAGUAAGAUCUAUUAGUGUUCAUGAUAAAAUAAAUAUCAAAUAAAUGUAAAAUAUUAUUAAAUAAUAAUAUACAUCUAACAAAAAUGUGAUAAUAUUUAUUACACAACAUUCUGUAAUAUAAGAAUUUUUUUUAAAGAUAUUAUGUUUUGUUUAAUCACAAUAAAAUAAAAUGACUAGCCAUUAGCCGGGUAGUUAUUUGCUUGUACUUUAUUACUUUCUAUGGUAUAAUAUCCACAUUUUGACUAAGGCAAUUUUUUUUAAAGUAAAUAAAAUAAAAACCUUUUCUUAAAAUACUAAUUAGGUAUACAUUGUACUACAAAGUUUGUAUAAACGCAUAUUUUAGAACCUUUCAUAAUUAUUUUCAAAAUAGUUUUGUUUGUUUCAAUAUCGGCGAACUUUCUUAUUGGAAUAAUUCUAUAUAUUCAAAUUAUUUAUAUUAAGUUGAAAGAUGUAAGUUUCCUCUCAUUUGAAAAAAAAAAUUAUUGAUUCAGUUUUAAGUAAAUAGUACUACUAAACCUUUAAGGAAUUCAGUGCGUUAGACUAAAAUAGAGAUAAAUUAAAAGUGAUCGAUCGAAUUUUCUUCUUUGAUUCCUGUUACGUAUAUCAAUAUCAUAUAUCAAUUGUAGGUAUGUUUCAGUUUAGGACUUUAGGUAGGUACAUCCUAACUAUGGGGGUUAAAAUCGAAAGACAAUUUCAAUUCAAAACAUUAUAAUAUAGAAUAGAUCAAAACUGAAAUAUUUUAAUACCAUUUAUGACUUUUUGAAAUCAAAUUAAAUUAUAUAUAAAGAUAUAUAGCUAAAUUACAAAACAUAAAAACUCGCGUUCAACGUAUACGCAUACACGUUUGUUCUGUUUUGAACUACAACAAUUUUGCACACCAUCACCAGGCUUUCACUGUAAUCUUAUUAGUUAUUAGAUACUAAAGAACUAUUAUCUAUUGUUGAACAAGAGUCCUCAACUUUUAGAAUAAAUAAUAAUAGUUGUAAUAAUUAUUAUAAUAAUAAUAGUAAGUCAAGUCAGACUACAAUGAAAAACAAUUAAGCCGCCAAAAUAAGGAAUUAUAGUGACCGAUAUGGCAAUAUCUAUUUAAUUCCUAAUAAACUAUUUUUAGCAAUACUCUCGAAUGAACCCUAAAAUGCUAACCUAUGUAUACUACCGAGUCUUGACGCAUGUGACUUAACUUGAACAUAAUAAAUUAAAAUAUACGGUCUAAAUACGGUUCUAAAAAUGCAAUCAAAAAAAUAAAAACAGUUUUAACGACUUUUUUUGCCGUGAAAUCAACCACCGUCGUGUCGGGACUUAAAAAUCAUCGUUCGCAGAGGGACGUAAAUCGGCCACAGUACCCAAUGAAAAUCGUGAGGUCAUAACUUUUUUAAGCACCUAAAAUAACGACGUUAGUCAUUACUCAUUAUAAACAAAACAAUUAACUCUUGGCUUACUAUUCACAAUUCGUACCUAUGUCAAAACCUCACGGAAAUUAUUUACAUAUCAUUGUCAUUUAUCUAUAAAAAGUCAACAAUAGACAUUACGUCGUGGAACUAUUACAAAUAGGUACUCUAUAGGUAAUUACACGUAUUAUAUAGUUCUAUUUAAUGCAUGUGCUAUAUUUUAUUAAUUUUUUUAAUACUAUGGAAAGAAUUUUCCGAAACUGUUUAGUGCAUAAUAUUAUAAGCUUUCGGUCAUCUAUUACAGCUAAUUUAAAAAAUAUGAUAUAAUACAAUAAUUGUGAUACCAAAUGCAUCUCAAAAGGGGACGAACAACUUGUAUGUUCUGAAUUUUAUAAAAAAAAACUUUUUCUACAAUAUUUGAUUUUGAUAAAAUCAUGACGUUCUUAGUCAAUAUAAAAUAUUUGGGACAUAACGCUUUUAGAUGAAAGAUGAAAUGGAUAGAAAAUAUUUAUCAAUUUUCUAUAUGGUAUUAUUAGUUUAAAUUCAUAGAAACGAAUUCCUAAAUACUUUUAUCCAUCUCCCGUUUGUAAAAUAAUAAUUAUUAUAAAAUAUUACUGUUCCGUCAACGACAUAAUAUACGUUCACAUGACAAAAACUAGAAAAAAACACAAUUUACCGAAAAAUUACGGAAAAUAUUUAAUUGAAAUAGUUUUUCCGGUAAGAUUUUUCGUAUUUUAAAAUCGCUCACGAUUAAAAAAAAUAUAUAUAUAUUGUAUGAAACAGAACAACUCGUCUGUCUCGUCCAGCUGCACAAAGUCGGACUUUGGUUGAACUUUUUUUUUAAGGGGCUGAUAUUAUCCAAUGUGGCUUGCACUAUUAUUACUGAGCAACGGCUCCCCCCUAGAGUCUGUCUAUAUGCUGCUGCCGUCAUAAUUUCAACAAUUUCGUAAAAAAAAAGAGGAGAGUACGUUUCGUACACUUGAAAAAUCGCCAAGACAUUGGGUACCUACCGAUCGUACCCAAUAAAGUACCGACGAAUUAUUGUUUUUUUUUCCGCGUUUCUUUUCAUUAAAAUGUAGCGACCACGUGGUACGAAAUAUAAGUCGCGGGUCGCUGAAUCGACAGGUGACAAUACUAUUACGAUGAUCGUGU